Molecule: messenger RNA, 7981 nt
Organism: Myxocyprinus asiaticus (Chinese sucker)
Lineage: Eukaryota; Metazoa; Chordata; Actinopteri; Cypriniformes; Catostomidae
Product: rap1 GTPase-activating protein 1-like
Exons: 25
Coding region: 78-2249 (723 amino acids)
Biological process (GO): activation of GTPase activity; regulation of small GTPase mediated signal transduction
Cellular component (GO): cytoplasm
Molecular function (GO): GTPase activator activity
Source: RefSeq, a predicted model, not a curated record
GCAGAAGAGGAGGUUAUAGGGAAAACAGACAAUAACUCCUUUGUGUGAUUUCAAAAGGAUCUGGCUCUGUGGACACUAUGUCUCACAGGAAGAGGAGUUUCACUUUUGGAGCAUACGGGGGAGUGGACAAAACCUUUUCCAGGACAAGACAUGUAUGGAAACAAGAUGGGCAAAUCCCGCGGAUAUCUGACACAUUAGAACGUACUGUUCUGGUCAAGUCUUUCUCGACAACACCUGCUCCAACUCUUAUAAAGACGUCAGAUAUAUUUGCAAUGAUAGAGCGAAUGCAGGGCAGUAGAAUGGAUGAACAGAGGUGCACACUACCACCUCCCCUCAAAACAGAGGAAGACUACAUUCCAUAUCCUGGCGUACAUGAGGUAUUGGGUCGUACAGGCCCUUUGCCUCUCAUUCUGCUGCCGCAGUUUGGGGGUUACUGGAUUGAAGGGACCAAUCAUGACUUAAGCUCCUCCCCUACACCAGAGGAACCACCCCCCUGCCCCGCAUCACAGGUCAAACUUGAGACAAACAGUAUAGCAAAGAUCUACAGGAAACACUUCCUGGGCAAGGAGCACUUUAAUUAUUACUCAUUGGACAGCGUCCUUGGCCACCUGGUCUUCUCCAUGAAGUAUGAUGUGAUUGGAGACCAGGAGCACCUUCGACUGUUGCUUAGGUCGAAGUUUAAAACACUCCAUGAUGUGAUACCAAUUUCAUGUCUGACAGAGUUCCCCAAUGUUGUCCAGAUGGCCAAGCUUGUCUGUGAAGAGGUGAAUGUGGACCGAUUUUAUCCAGUCUUAUACCCAAAGGCAUCUAGACUCAUUGUGACCUUUGAUGAGCACGUCAUCAACAACAAUUUCAAGUUUGGAGUUGUCUACCAGAAAUUUGCUCAGACAACAGAAGAGGAACUUUUUGGAAACAGUGAGGAAAGUCCAGCCUUUGUUGAGUUUUUGGAGUUCUUGGGAGAGAAGGUUGAACUUCAUGACUUUAAAGGGUUUCGUGGUGGCUUGGAUGUGACACACGGCCAGACAGGAACGGAGUCAGUCUACCACAACUUCCACAACAAAGAGAUCAUGUUCCAUGUGUCCACUAAACUGCCAUACACCGAAGGGGAUUCCCAGCAGCUUCAAAGGAAGAGGCAUAUAGGAAAUGACAUUGUGGCUAUUGUGUUCCAAGAAGAAAACACACCAUUUGUACCAGAUAUGAUUGCAUCAAACUUCCUACAUGCUUACGUGGUGGUGCAAGUUGAGAAUGCCUGCACAGAAAAUGUCCUCUACAAGGUAUCUGUUACUGCAAGAGAUGAUGUGCCUUUCUUUGGACCUGCCCUUCCAGACCCAGCUAUCUUCAAGAAGAGUCCAGAGUUUCACGAGUUCCUCUUGACCAAACUGAUCAAUGCUGAGUAUUCCUGCUAUAAAGCGGAGAAGUUUGCCAAGCUGGAGGAGAGAACACGUUCUGCUCUGUUGGAGACAUUGUAUGAGGAGAUUCAUAUGAAGAGUCAGUCCAUGAUGGGUCUGGGAGGAGAUGACGACAAACUGGAGAAUGGAGGUGGCGGGGGAGGUGGCUUUUUUGAGUCUUUCAAGCGAGUAAUCCGCAAUAGAAGUCAGUCUAUGGAUGCUAUGGGCCUCAGUAAUAAGAAACCACACAGUGUUUCCACAAGCCACAGUGGAAGCUUUACACACAACCCUCCAGACACCCCAAAAACAACUGGCAUUUCCUUGAUCAUUCCUGGAAAAAGCCCAACCCGUAAGAAAUCUGGUCCGUUCAGUUCCAGGAGGAGCAGCGCUAUUGGGAUUGAGAACAUACAAGAAGUUCAGGAGAGGAGCAGUAGAGAGGUGUCCCCAAGUCCACAGAGGGCAUCUGACAUUGGACACAACGCUCAGGACCUCAGAUCAGACAAUUCAUCCAAUCAGAGCUCACCAGAGAUGCCAACCACCAAGAUCAGUUCUGGCAUGUACUGUCGAGCUCCUUCUAUCCCAGAGUCACAUGACCUAUCUCGCUCCUCGUCCAAUGCCAGCAGCUUUACCAGCGUGGUGGAGGAGAACGAACAGGAGCAUGAUGCAGCGGAAGAGUAUGACACCGGACUGGAGAGUCUGUCUUCAGCUGGUACGCCUCAUAAGCGAGAUGUGUUUACAUACAGUGCCGUUUGGUUGGAAGACAGCUCUGGUAGUGCUUGUAAGAGCAGUUCACAUGGUCCCGUUCGACAGCAGUCUGAACCUAUAUGUCCCAAAACAGAAAGGCAAGACUCGAACUGCUAGCUGUCCUGUAGGCUGUCUAGAUGACUUUAUGGAUGUCCAUCAGCAGCAUUUUCAUACACAGCCCUCUGUAUUGGAAACUGGGCAUACUCUCUAGAGUUCCUCUAGAGAAAGAGAUGUAAAGGAGAGCUAAUCGCUAGAUGUUAAAGCAGCACGCCAUACAGUCGGGCAAGUGUGCAUCAGAAAAUCAGCACACACUUUUAAGGACACAACCACUUUAUCCACUAUCAUGUGGCCAUUUGCCUACAGGCAAAAUAGCAAACCUGCUGAGCACGUCUUGUGUUGUGUGAAAGCAGGUAGGCAUCAAGAAGGGCCAAAUUCACAGUAGAGAAAGUCUCUGCCUGGUGUGAAUCACUCCAUUUAACUGGAAAUGCAUGAUUAUUGCCUUAACAUAGGCCUCUCUUUCUUUCUUGCACUAUAUUCUAUUAAUGGUGACCCACAUUUGUUUUGUUUUUUUAGCUGUCAUAUUUAUGUAUUUAUUUAUUUAUUGAGGCUCACUGUUGGGAGUAGGUCUUUUAGUAACUUUUUCUUCAUCUGUAUUGUUGUGUUUUCAGUAAAAAUAUGAGGUAACAAUUUAAAGUAAGGUAGUGUUCAUUAACAUUAGUUAUAUACAGUACAUUAGUUAACAUGAACUAACAAUGAACAAUAGUAUUUUAAUCAACAUUUAAGAUUAAUAAAUGUUGUAAAAAUAUAUAUUGUUCAUUGUUAGUUCAUGAUACCUCAUGCAUUUACAAAUGUUAACAAUUAGAAACUUAUUGUAAAGUGUUACCAAAUAUCUAAAUAUCGUUCAAACAAAAUUACAUUUCUCAAAGCAUUUCCAUUGGGGAAAGAAAUAUAAACUUGAUUCAGUCAAUAUCGUACGCAAUUUUGCUUCUCAAGUCAUUUUAACUUAGUUUAAGUAUAUUACAGGUUUGUCUCCUGGAAAAACAAGACAAAAUACUGAUUAAGAAAAAAGAUUUUUGCCAUGCAAGCUGUCACAAGAUUUCUGCACCUUUCAAAAUAACAAAAUAUCAACCAAAAAUUCAACCUAAACCCAUCAUGCUUAAAACUCUCAAACAUGUGAACCCACAAAACACUGUAAUACACAACUGGCUGCGUGUAGUUUUGUUUUUGUACUCGUUUUGGUUACGUUUUGCGUCGUUAUCUGUCAGUAAUGAAUAAUGAUGUCGGGAAUUAAUAUUGUUAAUGGUAUGUGUCGUCUGUAGUUGACUUGAUCUUGUUUCUGGUGUGAAGAACCACCCAAGCCAUUUCACAUCCUCUCUAAUAUACAAAGCUUAGGCAUUAGACUUUAUGAUGAAAAAGGUCAGGUGUGAGAUUAUGUAAACUUUUAAAAUAUUAUUUAUUAAGAGUAGGCUGAUAUUUUCCUGAUCUGGAUAUUUUAAAUGACCACAUCUUGACUGUUUGCUGUGGUAAAACUGACAUCUAUGUAAAACAUACACUAAUGUUGUAGCUUCACGUUAGCAGUUUAAUGUUUCAAGGUAAGUCAAAUGAGCAAAACUAGCUGUGCAAAUGUGUCUUGGAAGUCCAUUCAGUGGUCAACUUCUUAUAAAAGAUGUACUGACGUUGCCUUUUUUUUUUUUUUUUUAAGCUUAUAAUGGCAACAGAGAGCAAUAUGAAUGUAAAACUGUCCAAAUUGCAAAUACAUAUGCAGGUUUCCCACACCUUUUCACCAAUGUAUUUCCAUGACUUUUUCAGUCAUAUAUAAUCAUUGGAAAAGGAUUUCCAUUUGUACUUCAGUUAGCAGUCAUUGGAAUUUUAAUAGUUUACCACUGUUACACAUAAUAAUAGUAUCAAAAUGUCUUCAAUAAGACAGAAAGGUUGUGAGAUUUGAAUUUAUACUUUCGAAUUGAAUUUAUAUUAAUCAGCCACUCACAAAGAGCAAUGUCUAGCCGUUUAAACAUUUUAGAGCAGAACUAAUGUAGAAGAAUUUGUGUUCACAACGGAAAUUUCCAUCACUAUUAAGAUUUCAUUGUUUUCUAUAGGGCUGUGUCGAUACAAUCAAAUACUGAUGUAUUGUGAUUCUUUUUCUCAUGGUAUUGUAUCGAUAUUUUAGCUCCACGUAUUGAUAUUUAUAUUCAACUAUUUGUGUAUUCUGUUGGCACACUGUUACUUCCAAAUCAAUUUAAUGAGCUCACCAAGAUACAAAACCGUGAUGUUUCGAGCUACAUGUUUCGAGCUCUUCAUCAGACAUCAGUAUAUAACCAUAAUAUACCCAAAUGAAUUAGAAUUGAAAUUGGAAUUGAUUUGUAAUCUAAUCAAACUAUGUUAUGGUGAUGUAUCACAAUAUAUCGAAUCGUGACGUGUAUUGCAAUAUGUAUUGCAAAAAUGGGGAAGGAGUGGUGAAGGUAUCUGCACGUUCGUCUUUUCUGGCGCACGUUUGGUUUUGGCGUCUUAAAUUAGUUUUAGUUAAGACCAAAUCUGACUCCAUUAAUAAUUUUAUCUGACUCCAAUUAUAUUAGACCUCGAAUUUAGUUUGAGAUUCCAGUUAUUGUUGAUCAUCAAUUCUCUAGAUUUGGAUACUAUUCUAGUUAAUUCUAUACUUUUAAAUUGCACUCGUUCAUUCGCAAUCCUGUCGCUUAGGAUCUCAUGCCGGCAGUGUACAUGGAUCCCACAGUCACAAACUUAUCAGUUUGAUCUUUAGCUAGAGGUAAACGACUAAUAAUAAUAAUUAAAAAAAAAAAAGAUUACUACCGCAGCUUAUCUAUUUCUAAUUAGUAGUUUUGCUUAGUUUCUAUAGAUCUGUAUACACUUAAUUAAUGUAAUAUUAUCUCUAGACAGAGGUAAAUGACUAAUACUAGUUGGACAAGGCUGACCAACAUACCAUUACCCAAAUAGUAGUUUUGUUUAGUUCUAUAGUUUCCUAUUACACUUGACUAGAAUAAUAUUAGCAUUAAACAGGGGUCAUGACUAGUGCUAUCUGGACUGGUCGAUCAAAAUUACAUUGUGCCAGAUAGUACUUUCUUUAGCCUUUACAGUCCAUUACACUUAACUAAAGCCAAAUGGUUAAUCAGAAAGCUUAAGAUCCCAGUUGAUGUGCUUCAUGCUCCAUCAAAUUCUUGGUCUUAGUAUGUAUUAACCCUGAUCACAGAUUUGCGGUAACAGGAAUUUAAUAUUAUCUACUAAAGCCAAUAAAUUCAGAAUAAGUCAGAAUAGAAUCAAGUUUAACAAUUUAUUAGUCAGGUGAAUAUGUAUCAAGCCAAUUACAUAAUUCAGAAAUAAUCAAUACAAAACAUCUAAUGCUUAUAGAUGAAUCUUAAGAGUAACAGAUGCAUACCUGACUUCAGCAGAAUACGUAGUAUAAGCACCACUGGGAUUUCUGGCUACAGAAAAUUCCAAUGAACUAUGUGUUACAUUUCCUUAAAUACCCAAACCAGAGAAAACAUAAACAAAGGGAAUUUGGGAGUGGUCAGGUUUAGAAGUCCGGGGGUCAUACUUUAUCUGCAUAUAGGAGGUAAUUUAUUUGAAAGACCAAGGAGGGAGGCGCACCCCCAAGCAGUGGCCAGAAUUUGUCUACAUUCUUAAAACUGUAUUGUGGGGAUGAGACCAUAGUACCAGUCGCACUGAGACCUUUUAAAUGAUACCAAACAUGCCUAGUUAUAUUAUAUGUAUACAUCAGAUAUGAUAUUUUGUGACAUACAGAUCUUAUAUGAGUUUGAGGUGUGGAAGAGCAACAAUGAGGUGUGAAUUUGCAAUCUUUGCUCAGUGGGGUGUGGUGCCUCUGUAAGAGAUGCUAAUUGUGAGAAAGUUCAUAUAUUGCUCUUUGCCUCCCUGGGGAGUUUUGUCUUUUGAAUGCAAACACAGUAUCAUAUUGUGAGGUGCCAGGCAAUACCCAGCCCUAGUGGCAACCCUGCAUAUGUUCAUGGAUAUGGGCAUAAAACACUAGGUCAGAACUUACUGAAGAAAUGCUUAAUGUUAACCAAUGAUGGUUUGCUUUACUUAUUCUCUUUUCAAACUAAAUUUCAUCUAUUUGUAUUCAUAUAGUUUUCAUUGGGGGGGGGGAAUGCCAUUUUUAGAACUUGUAAUCAACUAAUAUGUAAUUGUACUGUGGUUUUACCAUUGUACAGUCAAUGUAUCAAAUGGUAGUACCAUAUUAUUAUUACUAUAUUCAUAAAUAUUCAUAUUCCAUUUGCAUGGGACUUCAAGGUACUUGAAAGAAUUAUUUUCAUCAUGGUAGUGUCCAAAAAUGAUAUUACUGUGGUACUUUUUUAAAGGUUAAUGUCCAGUUAAUUUCUCUUAUGAAGAGGUAUCUCAUUACCAAUAAACUAAGUUCACUGGAAACUUUUGCUUAAAAUUCUUCUACUCAACAGACCUUUGGCCUAUCAGGGGAUUUUACCUAUUAAACUGUUUGUGGAGAAAGGAAAUGUAAGAAAAACAAGGAUAGAUAGAGAAAUGCACCAUGUGUUAGUGCACAAAGUCUUUGCUAAUUGGUUGAACUGCACAUACUGAAUUUGCGCACGCUAGAGCCAUUUAAGCACAAACUCAUUCCAAACACAGCACCGACUGCUUAAUGUGAUUGUGUUCUCUUUUACAACAUGUGCUUACAAUGGUACUUUUAGGAAAUGCUCCAAUGUAAAUAAAACAUUUUCUCCUUUUUUUGUAAUUAAAGACUGUUUAAUAAAGAGGGUUUAUUGAAUGUUUAUUUAUUGCUUUAAUGUGUAAUGGAGUAUGGUAAGACAUGCACCCAAUAAAUAAAUCACCAAUAAAGGCGGCAAUUAAGGCAUUAUUAAUACUUAAAGGAAUAUUCCGGGUUCAAUACAAUUUAAGCUCAAUCAACAGAAAAAUUCAUUUCAUGUCCCUUUUCUUAAAAAUAAAGCAAAAAUCGAGGUUACAGUGAGACACUUAGAAUGAAGGUGAAAAGCCCUGCCGAUAAAUGUUAAACGUGUGAUAAAAUCGCUUUCUAACUUUUUUCUGUUGGCAAUGACGACGUGAUGCAAAACAACUAUUUAAACAACUUUAUAGCUCAGAUUUAAACAACUUCGCAGUUCAAAUAAUACAUAAGUUUUAACAGAAGAAUUGAUGCAAGUGCUUUUGUAAAAUUGUAAGCUUCACAUUGCUGCCUUUAAACCCUCCAAAAACUGGCCACGUUCACUUCUAUUGUAAGUGACUCACUGUGACCUCGAUUUUUUUUUUUUUUUUUUUUUUUCAAGAAAAGUAGGGACGAGUCUAAAUUAAUUUUUGUUGGAAUCAACAUUAUGGCACAAAUGUUGCUGACUGAGCUAGCUUGUAUUUAACCCGAAAUAUUCCUUUUCAGAAUAUAUUUUGAAAAGUAUUGUCAUAGUGGUAGAUUUUUAUUAAUUGUCCUUUUUCUAUGGUUCACAGUUAACUUAGAAACUCAGUACAGCAUCAAGUAAAAUAAAAGAAAAAAAUUAUAGCAAUUCAAAAAAAGAAAGAAAACACAUUUGAGCUCUUAAGUGACUUGUAUUAUUUUUCACUUUUGGUAAGCCUUUAAAUUUUUUAGAAAUCCUGCAGUAUUCAAAAAUAGUAGAGUCAUGAAGCUUUUACAAAGCAUUAAAGAAUUAUUUUACCCAAAAGUGAAAAUUCUGUUUUCAUUUACACACAAAAGAUUUCAGAAUGUCAAGUUUUUCAUACUGGGACUGUUGAGCUCUAAAAAUGGCAAAAAGCACCAAAGUACUUUAUAUGACUUUAUUCCGAGAUUCGUAAAAUGUUGUAUUUGCAGAAAAUCCGCCAGAGCUCAAUUCCUGUUCAAUUUAAAUAUGCAGCAUUUUAAUACAUCA